CUGCUGUCGCGUUCACUGUAGCUGAAAGGAUGAGAGAUCUGAAAACAUCAGAGGAGACGACUGUUGAAAAACGGCUUGCAGGAACAUUCUUUUUCUCGCGCACGAACACGAACCGCCGCACGACUGAAUAUUUCUUCGCGACCCUCGCCUAUCAGCUUGCCAGGAAUUUCUCCUGCCUCCGGACUGACAUAUGCAAAGCUAUCAUUGAAAAUCCCGCCGUUUUAGAGCCCGACAGUUCCCUUCGCGACCAGAUGGAGGCAUUGUUUCUCCGACCUCUCCGGCAGCUUUGUAAAAAACGGGAGAAUUGUCUACCUCUGUCGUUCGUCAUUGACGCCCUUGAUGAAUGCACCUCUGAAGCGGAGCUCACUGAACUCAUCUCCCUGCUAGGCAAAGCUCUUCAUAAAUCUGAUCUGCCCAAACUUCACAUUCUGCUCACUAGUCGAAGCACAUGUUCGUGAAGCAAUGGAGGAUGAAGAGGUGCAUCCGCUGGUGUGCGAGAUACCAGUGAAAACCUCUGGGGAUGGGGUGCCUGACAUCAUCUCCUUAGACGGCACAGACGUCGAUAACGAUAUCUAUGUUUUCUUGAAUCAUUCCUUCACAAACCUGCGACGUCAUCGUCCCGAUUUCCCGCAGCCAACGAGGGACCAACUAGUGCAGUUAGCAACCCGAGCGGGCAGACGUUUCAUCGUGGCGUCUACGAUGAUGAAGUUCAUCGACGAUGGAUACAAUGAUCCCCGAGGUCGGCUUCAGAUCAUGCUUGACCUGACGAGCCACCUGCUACCCGGCACGGAGGCAUACAAAUUAUACGACCGCAUUCUCUCAAGCACAUUUCAGCCAUGGACCGCGGUGGAAGUCGUCGAUAAGUUGAAAGUUGGACGUGAGGAGUACUAAGUUGACUCCGGUUUGAAACACGAUAUGCUGUAUCCGUAAAAUUACGGGUAGUCUGUCGUGGUAAGGGAC
Messenger RNA from Suillus clintonianus, 960 nucleotides. RefSeq lists its product as uncharacterized. The record is from RefSeq and is a predicted model, not a curated record. The transcript has a single exon. Lineage: Eukaryota; Fungi; Basidiomycota; Agaricomycetes; Boletales; Suillaceae. Bases 463 to 891 code for a protein of 142 amino acids.